AUGGAUAACGAUAACGCUAAUCGCGAGCAACAAAAUAAUCAAAAUGCCGAGUUCGUCGAAAAUAUAAUCGAGGGCAUAAAUCCAUUUGCUACGACUCAGAACGCGGGGGCUCCACAGCAAACUCCAUCUUUAUCAGAAAUGGGAAUUGACGCUGGUUGA
Dentiscutata heterogama is the source of this 159-nucleotide messenger RNA. Lineage: Eukaryota; Fungi; Glomeromycota; Glomeromycetes; Diversisporales; Gigasporaceae. The record is from the annotation of a GenBank genome assembly.